Messenger RNA from Haplochromis burtoni (Burton's mouthbrooder), 385 nucleotides. RefSeq names its product leucine-rich repeat-containing protein 17-like. Gene Ontology annotation, molecular function: protein binding. The record is from RefSeq and is a predicted model, not a curated record. Gene Ontology annotation, cellular component: plasma membrane. Lineage: Eukaryota; Metazoa; Chordata; Actinopteri; Cichliformes; Cichlidae.
AUGUUUGCUCAGUUCACCCAGCUGAAGAGCUUGGAUCUCCAGCAGAACCGCAUCUCCAGGUCAUCUACUAUUCAAUGGGCAUCAUGGAUGCUGUGUGAGGAAGACAAGGGGCCAGAACCUGGAGUUGUAGAAUGGCCAAAGCCUCCGCCAAAAAUAAGGAAGCCAGAUGCCACCUCCAUGUGCCGCACGUACAUGUUUCCCAAACCGCUGCUGGAUUGCAGCAACAAAGAUUUGAUUAGCAUCCCACCUGACCUGCCAUCUGACAUAGUGAGGAUGGAUCUGUCCAACAAUAAAAUAAAACAUCUCAAGCCAAAACAUUUUGUGCUGUCCAAAGACCUCAAACUUCUCAACCUCAGCAGUAACAACCUGCACCAUAUAGACACAG